Molecule: messenger RNA, 708 nt
Organism: Fusarium oxysporum Fo47
Lineage: Eukaryota; Fungi; Ascomycota; Sordariomycetes; Hypocreales; Nectriaceae
Product: molybdenum cofactor biosynthesis protein C
Exons: 1
Coding region: 13-708 (231 amino acids)
Biological process (GO): Mo-molybdopterin cofactor biosynthetic process
Molecular function (GO): nucleotidyltransferase activity
Source: RefSeq, a predicted model, not a curated record
GUUUAACUGAACAUGAAAUCUACAGCUAUGAAGCCACUCAUCUUAGCGGGUGGAAAAUCCACUCGAAUGGGAUUUCCGAAACAUCUCCUGACCAUGCCUGAUGGCCGCCCUUUAUAUCAACACCAAAUCGAGGUUUUACGCAAAGCAUGCCCUGAGGCAGAGACUGUCUACAUUUCUCUUGCUCAAGAUUCGGAGAUGGAUGAGCUUCUACAGAACGCCAGCAAGGUUUCGUACGAAGCCACUCCAGGAGAAAAUAGCAUCGAGAUUAUUCUGGACCUGGAAUCGAGUCAAGGGGAUGAGUCGAAGGGGCCAGCAACGGGAAUACUUUCUGCCUAUGAUUCAGAUCCUGAGGCGACUUGGUUGGUUGUGGCCUGUGACUAUCCUUGCAUCACUCCAUCUGCCCUUCAAGAAUUACAAUCACGCUACAAACCUCCUGUUACAUGCUUUAAAAACCACGAAGGCUUCUGCGAGCCUCUCUUGGGAAUAUGGAGUCCACAAGCUAUCAGCCAUCUCAAGGAGAACUGCAAAGCAGGAAAACUCAGUCCCAGCAAGGCUGUUCGGGAACUUGACGGUCACACGUAUCUUCCUGAAGACUCGGAAGCAUUACUACGAAACGUAAACAUCAAAUCGGAAUGGGAAGAUGCGCUGAGAUCACUGAGAGAUGAGCCGACAGACAAUUUCAUGGAAGAGCCUUUGGAGGCGCUGUAA